Ramularia collo-cygni is the source of this 1425-nucleotide messenger RNA. RefSeq lists its product as uncharacterized. The record is from RefSeq and is a predicted model, not a curated record. The transcript has 3 exons. Lineage: Eukaryota; Fungi; Ascomycota; Dothideomycetes; Mycosphaerellales; Mycosphaerellaceae. Bases 1 to 1425 code for a protein of 474 amino acids.
AUGGACGCAGCGAUAUCGCACCACGACAGUGCUACACCUGCCCCACUGGCUACAGACUCCGAGCACAUUMCCGUCGCAAACAAUGCAAUUGGCACGAAGGGCCAGAGAAGGAGGCCGAGCGGCGCUCCCGGUAGCAGAGGAGUGGCGAAUCUCAGCGCUGAACAGCUAGCGAAAAAGCGCGCAAAUGAUCGGGAAGCUCAGCGGGCCAUACGCGAGCGGACGCGCAACACAAUUGAAGGACUGGAACGUCGAAUUCGUGAGUUGGAGAGCCAGCAGCCAUUUCAGGAGCUACAGCGCGUAGUGGUGGAGCGCGAUCGCGCGCUGGCCGAAUGUGAGGACCUCCGCCGCCGUCUUGGGGCCGUGGCGGGCAUUGUCGGGGCGCAACCGCAGGCGGGACCUGGUUCUGGGCCAGGUGUUGCAUCCCCCGGCCUCAAUGAGCUUGCUGCGUACACGGCUCAACAGAGCCCACUUCCAUCUCGCGGACACCAACAUCCCUCUCAGUCCCCUGUUGCGCCAACCUAUGAGCAGCAACAUGUACACCCUGACCUCAGAUCUCCACUUUCACAAGGAACUCCACUGGGACUCUCCCUGACCUACCAUCACAGGCACGAAGUGCAACGCGCUUCAUCGGCCCAGGUGCAGCACUCCAACCAAGGCCGUCUUGAUGUCGAUUUCUUGCUCGAGCAACGACCUAUGAGCGCCACGUCCUCAUCUCAACCUUUCCAUUCUCCGCAAUCUUCGGAAAUGCCACUGUGCGAGCGAGUGACCAAUGUUGGACCUCCCUCGUGCCCACUGGACUUUCUGCUUGUGGACUUUGUCAAACGACGGCGAGAAUUGCUCCGCGAUGGAGUGUCCGCUUACGAGGUGUUGGGACCAGAAUACCCGGACUUCACAGCAAUGUGUAAUCGGGCAUAUCUACCUCAGUGCCAUCCGGUCUCUGCCUUCUUCAUCGACGUUUUGGAGAAGUUUCCAGAUGUGUGCAGGCUUCCUGAAAAAGUCGCGGUCUUCUACGUCAUGUUCCUGGUCAUGCGAUGGCUCGUAUGUCCUUGUCAAGCAUGUUACGAGCGUCUGCCCGAAUGGUGCAGACCCGUUUCUGAGCAGCUUGAAAUCCCUCACGUUGCUUAUGCCGACUACCUACCAUGGCCGCAUAUGAAACGACAACUGGUCCUGAACGAGAAAGAGGUCAACUUCGGAGACUUCUUCGUCCCAUUCUGCGCCACACUUUCGCUCAACUGGCCAUUACCUGACGACCGUGCCUUGCUGCAAGCGACUUCUUCACGUUCCGAUGAUCGACGAGACCUCGUCAUGAGCUCGGAGUUUGAGAGUCAUAUGCGCAAUUUAGACAAYUGGAGUCUAGGCAACGUCUUUCUGAACACUUUUCCUCAUCUGAUCGAUCUUGGAACCAUGCGUGUUAGGGAUCUUUGA